Molecule: messenger RNA, 597 nt
Organism: Suillus discolor
Lineage: Eukaryota; Fungi; Basidiomycota; Agaricomycetes; Boletales; Suillaceae
Exons: 3
Coding region: 1-597 (198 amino acids)
Source: RefSeq, a predicted model, not a curated record
AUGCCUCGUAAACUAGCUGCUGGAGUCUACCAUGACGUCCCAGAUUAUCAUAAUGAUGUCAUCAGAUGCUUCGCUCAGUACAACUCGCCUGGUUCCCCCCGUGGCACAAGCGUCCUACUACAGCCCAUGAAAGGCUAUGUUACUGAUUGGACUGAACAUAGGCUGCGCGUGACCUACCAGGACAUCGCGAAUGACAACACCAAUCACGAUGUGGGCUAUUUCUUCCCAUCUGAUCGUAGGAACGCGUGUUUCGCCGACAGAGAUCGCUUUAUCAAGGCUCUCACUGGUGAGAAAGAGCUCUUCAGUCGGUUCGCUGUCGUACGCAAUGGCCGCCUGAUUUGGAAUAUGGGCAUUGAGCACGUUGAUGGGGUGGUUAAGAGACUGAGCCAAAUUUCAAAAGCUGGUUCUGAUCAGAUGCUAAAGGCUGAGCGGAGCGCCCGGUUGUGGUACAGAUCUUACACCAAUGAUCUACAGGAACACCAAGACUCGUUCACAGCGCAACCUGAUCAUGCUAGGCAAGAACUUGACUAUUCUAAGGACCUAUCACAAGUCUGGCGCGCUGUCCGGAAUGGGCAAGCUCAUCCCGCACUCAAUUGA